UGUCACCACCCAGCAACCAUGAAGAAAAAGGUCCUUUUAAUGGGUAAAAGUGGUUCAGGAAAAACCUCCAUGCGUUCUAUUAUCUUCUCAAACUAUAUUGCUCGCGACACUAGACGUCUCGGAGCAACUAUUGAUGUGGAGUCAUCCAGCGUCAAGUUCUUAGGAAACUUGACAUUGAAUCUUUGGGACUGUGGUGGACAGGAAGCUUUUAUGGAGCAUUAUUUUGCCUCGCAGCGGGGCCAUAUCUUCAAGUCUGUUGAGCUAUUGAUCUAUGUCUUUGAUGUCGAGAGCCGGGACUCAGAAAAGGAUAUUCAUUACUACCAGUGGUGUCUCGAAGCAAUUCUCGAAAAAUCACCCAAUGCCAAAAUAUUUUGUUUACUACACAAGAUGGAUUUAGUUCCAUUGGAUCAAAGGGACCAGUUGUUUUCACACUGGAAAAAUGAAUUGCAAAGACUAUCACUUCCAUUAGAAACAGUCGUCUUCCCGACUUCGAUAUGGGAUGAAACGCUGUAUGCUGCAUGGUCAAAGAUUGUGCAUUGCUUGAUACCCAACAUAAAUACACUGCAAAUGCAUUUGGAUAAAUUCUGUGAGAUUUGUGAAGCGGAUGAAGUGGUGCUUUUUGAACGAACAACAAUCCUGGUGAUUGCAAACGCAGCGCGGGUUCAACAUCCAGACAUCCACCGAUUCGAAAAAAUUAGCAGUAUCAUCAAACAGUUCAAUCCGAGUGGCCGGGAGCCGUCACAUUUCAAAAGUAUGGAAAUUCGCAGCGCGACUUUUAGUGCGUUUAUCGACGCCUUAACUACCAACACUUAUGUCAUGGUGGUUUUGUCGGAUUCAUCCAUUCAAUCGGCAGCUACCCUGCAUAACAUUUCUGUAGCUAGAAAGCACUUUAAGCUACUGGAAAUUGACCGACCAUAAUCAUUCCUCAUCUAUCAAUUCGGCCACCUUAUGAUAAUCAAGUCGUAUGAUAUGUUAAAGCAAUAUUACUCACUAAGAAAUUCAAAAAAAAUUUGUAGAAAGGACAAAAAAAAAAGAACAAGGAACCAAAUUAUGUAGCAUUGACAGGGUCCGUUAAAGUAUAAAGUGUAUCAAGAGGUUGUGGUAUCGUUUGAUGUGUCUUCCUCUUCCUCCUCCACCGGCUCCGGUCGACUUGCCUCUUCAUAUCCUUCCAUUUCCUCUAAUAAUUUCAUCGUAAUUGCAUCUGAAAAUCCGUAAAACUGUGCAU
This is a messenger RNA of Umbelopsis ramanniana AG, 1225 nucleotides long. RefSeq lists its product as uncharacterized. The transcript is spliced from 8 exons. Gene Ontology annotation, cellular component: nucleus; lysosome; Gtr1-Gtr2 GTPase complex. Gene Ontology annotation, biological process: positive regulation of TOR signaling; cellular response to starvation; regulation of autophagy. Gene Ontology annotation, molecular function: GTP binding; GTPase activity. The record is from RefSeq and is a predicted model, not a curated record. NCBI's taxonomy places the organism in Eukaryota, Fungi, Mucoromycota, Umbelopsidomycetes, Umbelopsidales, Umbelopsidaceae. The coding region runs from base 19 to 918 and encodes 299 amino acids.